CUAGCUCUCUUCUCCCGUCGGAUUACAGCCGAGGCGGCACGCCAAGUGACGGUUACUGAGCCAUAAAACGUCGAAUAAAGCAAAGAGCACUCAAGGUAGUGUGCAUUAUCCUGCAGCAUGCCAAAACGAAGUACCAACAUGAGUGGACUGCAGUGCCUCGCCUCUGAGAACAUCUGGUUCGACAAACAGCGCUACGAUGAGGCUGAGAAGCGCUUCUACGAGGGAGUCAAUGGACCCUCCACACAGGACAAAGAAGUUAAUGCCAUCCUGCAGGACAUUGCUAAGUCCCGACAGAAUAUCCAGCAGUCCCUAAGCGGAGUGAAAACUGCCCUGCAACAAGCCAAAGGGCGCCCACAGAAACGGCAGCACAGAAAUUCAUCCUCACAAUCAGGAGACCAGGAGCUGGUCUCACGAAUGAAGAGCCUUGAACUGGAGAACCAGACUCUGCAUAAAGUGGUGGAGACCAUGAGAGCAGCCCUGCAGAAGCUGGAGACCAGAGUGGCUGUUCUGGAAAAGACUCCUGCACCUGCAGCCGUUCCAUGUGCCAAGGCUGCUCCUGUCAAACAGAUGGAGAACGGAGAUGACGACGACGAUGACGACGACAUCGAUCUGUUCGGCAGUGAUGAUGAUGAUGAGGAGGCAGCUCGCAUCAAGCAGGAGCGUGUGGAUGCCUAUGCAGCCAAGAAAUCCAAGAAACCCGCCCUCAUUGCCAAGUCAUCGAUUCUGUUGGAUGUCAAGCCUUGGGAUGAUGAGACUGAUAUGGCACAGCUGGAGCAGUGUGUGCGCUCAGUACAGAUGGACGGGCUCCUGUGGGGAGCAUCCAAAUUGGUGCCAGUCGGCUAUGGCAUCAAGAAGCUGCAGAUCAACUGCGUGGUUGAAGACGACAAAGUUGGCACAGACAUCCUGGAGGAGGAGAUCACCAAGUUUGAGGACUUUGUCCAGAGUGUUGAUGUUGCUGCCUUCAAUAAGAUCUAAGCUCCACCUGUUCUUUACCUGCUCCACCAAAGUGUUGCUGCUGCUCUCUGCUUGCACGGUCUCAGAUUAAACGCUAAGUUUUGAGCACAAA
Molecule: messenger RNA, 1066 nt
Organism: Acanthopagrus latus (yellowfin seabream)
Lineage: Eukaryota; Metazoa; Chordata; Actinopteri; Spariformes; Sparidae
Gene: eef1da
Product: eukaryotic translation elongation factor 1 delta a (guanine nucleotide exchange protein)
Exons: 11
Coding region: 118-975 (285 amino acids)
Biological process (GO): translational elongation
Cellular component (GO): eukaryotic translation elongation factor 1 complex; cytosol
Molecular function (GO): guanyl-nucleotide exchange factor activity; translation elongation factor activity
Source: RefSeq, a predicted model, not a curated record